This is a messenger RNA of Macrobrachium nipponense, 1491 nucleotides long. RefSeq lists its product as uncharacterized. Lineage: Eukaryota; Metazoa; Arthropoda; Malacostraca; Decapoda; Palaemonidae. The transcript is spliced from 3 exons. The coding region runs from base 1 to 1491 and encodes 496 amino acids. The record is from RefSeq and is a predicted model, not a curated record.
AUGUUGAAGAAAACUUAUGCUGAUCCAGAGAAAAUAACCUCAUCUCUAAUUUGUCAAAUAGCAGGCCUGCCUAAACCUUCUGCAGAUCUGGAUUCACUACGUGGCUUCUGGGCUAAACUUGAACAAUAUGUUAGAGGCAUAGAAAGAAACAAACCUAAUUCGGAUCACUGUACCUGGACACUUGGACCUGGCAAGCUGAUCCUAACUUCGUCAAGUAGUCAGAUUGACCAGGUGAAACUGCUUGUUGGCAUAGAUCACUACUUUGACUUUAUCCAUUCUCCACAAGCAAACGGAGUGAACCUGAUUGAGUCCUCCUUAGGAUAUCUGGUCGCUGGUAAACUGCGUAGUAAUGACACUCCUAUCAGUGCUCAUUCUGUAACUGUAAUGAGACUAGCAGUUGAUGAACCUUCCAAAGCUGCUCUAGAGAUACCACUUGAGAUGUCUGAUAGCAAAUUUGCUGAAGACCCCAUCCAACAGCUUUGGACCCUAGAAUCAGUCGGAAUCGUUGAUCAAGAUAUGUCACCUGAGGAUAAAUUUGUACUGGAAGAAUUCAAGAAUUCCAUCAAUAUGGUUGAAGGACGAUAUGAGGUAUCUCUCCCCUGGAAAGUCGAUAAGAAACAACUCCCUACCAACUUAGCACUCUCGAGGAAAAGACUGAACAGUACUAUUCACAAGCUGAAACAAACUAAUAAGUAUCUGGAAAUUUAUGACCAGAUCAUCAAAGAACAACUGUCUCUCGGCUUCAUUGAAACAGUGCCAGAAGAAGACCAAAACCGGACAAAUGUCCAUUAUUUACCCCAUUUACCUGUGAUUAAGGAUUCAACUACAACGCCCAUUCGUAUUGUAUUUGAUGCAAGUGCCCAGAUGGACAAGCAGGCCCCUAGCCUGAAUGAUUGCUUAUACUCUGGCCCAUCGUUGACUAGUCAUUUAACCGACUUGUUGUUGAAAUUCCGUCUCGACCCAUUUGCGGUAUCGGCAGACAUCAGCAAAGCCUUCUUACGGUCAACCUUGCAACAUCACUUUGAAACCUACCCCACUUCACCUGAAGUUAGUUUCCUCAUGACCAAAUUUUAUGUGGACAACUUAAUUGGUUCCUUACCAACAACAGUCAGCCUCUACAGCCUUUACAAGGUUGCAAAGGAAGUCCUGUCAGAUGCCGGAAUGCCUUUAAGAGAAUGGAUCAGUAAUGACCCAACUUUCAACGAAAUGGUAAAACAAGAAGGUGAUGGAACAACAGAAGGCUCAGAUCUUGUCAAAGUUCUAGGACUUCAUUGGAACUACAAGACUGACCACUUAAGCAUAAAACCCCUUACCUUUGAGGAAGCUCCGCUUACCAAACGGCUACUUUUGAAAAACCUUUCAAAAGUAUUUGACCCUCUAGGAUUGUUUGCUCCCAUAAUUGUACGAGCCAAAGUUCUUAUGCAAAAGAUCUGGAAACUAUCUAAAAGGUGGGAUGAUGUUUUGCCACCAGAACUUCAAGAAGAGUGGUAG